AGUCGGAGGCCGAGGAUAUUUAACCUUUCUGGAUAAACACUAUCAUGUUUUCAGCAUUUAAUUUAUAUUAUCAUCAGGUCUGAUGGUUAAAACGUCUUCGAAGCCGAUGCCAGCUGCGACAGACAAUUCUUACGAAGAUUGGCUGUUCCGAUCAUAUGUAAACCAAAUGUCUAGCCAACAUUCUACCACAGCCCUUUCCUGGAGGAAGUUGUACCUCAGCAGGGCCAAGCUUAAAGCAUCCAGCAGGACGUCCGCCCUUUUAUCUGGUUUUGCUAUGGUUGCGCUUGUGGAGAUCAGCAUCGACAAAGAUGUUCCAAAAGGGCUAAUAAUCUUGUUCAGUAUCGUCACCUCACUUUUAGUCUCCGUCCACCUCCUGGCCUUGAUGAUCAGUACCUGCAUCUUGCCACAUAUUGAAGCAGUUUCCAAUGUACAUAAUGUCAACGCAGUCAAAGAAUCUCCACAUGAAAAGAUGGAAAGCUAUAUUCAGUUGGCUUGGGGAUUUUCAACAGGCGUUGGAAUCAUACUCUUUCUAGCAGAAAUAACAAUUAUUUGCUGGGUACAGUUUAUUAGUUUAAGUCUUGCCGCUGCCAUUGCCUCUACAGCAAUUGUGAUUCCAGUGCUUAUAGUGUUUCUCAUAUUUGCUGCGUUUUUUUACAAGAAACUGAUAAGCCAUAAAUAUGAACGGUCAUAUCGAGACUUGGAAGAUCUACAGCAAGAGUUGGAUCAACUUCAGCAAAACCAUUCUGCUAUGGACAAUACCCUGAAUGGGUCACAACAGAUAGUGUGAUAUAAUUUGUAUUUAUAUGUUUCUCUUGGAUGCAAAGAGGUGACCAGCAGUUGUGUAUCUUGUAUUUUCUCUUGUUCUUCAAUGUAAUGUGAGUGUAGCUUGUCCUCUUUGGCAAGAACACACAUGAACUACAUUUGUGUAUUGUCAUAGCUUCAGUGUCCUCAUUUUGCAAAGGCUUAAAUGUUGGUCAUUACUUGGAAACAGUUUGAUAGUGACAUUAAACUUGGUACAUUUGUCUAACUGUAACCGAGUUGACUCUAGCUAAAAUACCAUUUCCGUAGUAAAUGAGAACAUUGGCAAACAUUGUAAAGCCACAGGCUUGUAGUGCUCAUGAAAAUAUUAUCAGUGUGAUAUUCUUACAAAAGUCUUGGAAAACAUAUUUGUUUAAGAAUAUAUUUGUUUAAGUAAUACAUUGUUUACCCCUGGUACGUUUUUUUUACUUUGAUUGUUUAUAAAAGCAUCUCCAACCCAUCAAAUAAUUUAUUUGAGAUUCUUUUGCCAAAAAAAGAGAUUUUGCACGGAAAUGAAAACAAGACAAUUGUUUUCUAAAGUGUGGCAUUAUCUGGGGGUAGGAUCGUUCAUCGCCCCAAUAUCUCGAAACUAAUUAAGUUCCUUAUAACAGGAUUUAGAUAAGCUCACUAUUUUUGUUUUUCAAUAAUUUGAGUAAUAUUUACUUCUUUAGUAUUUGUAUAUUUUAUAUAGGAAUUGUAUUUAAAAUAAUUACAAUAAACCAUUCCUCAUGUAUCAAUAUCCAAUUUAAGUAUCUUUUUUGGCUUCUUGAAACAAGCUACUUAAGCCUGUUAUGCUUAAGAAGUUUCGAGAAAUUUAGGCCAGGUAUUAUAUAUACAUUAACAACAUAAGUACAUUUCUGUUAACAUUAUUAUCGUUAAACUUGAUUGCAUUUUGUUUGUCUUAAGAGCAGACACUUUUUUAACCAGGAUAUUAAACACUUAACAUUUAUAUCAGGGAAGUGGCAGAGUAAAUGAAACUUUAUCUUAAAUAGUCAGUACCGGUAUCUGAACGUCCUUGAAAUUGUAAACAAUUAUUGAGUACAUUAGAGAAGGUUUAUUAUGUACGCAUAUUAUUACCGCAUAUUAUUACCGUAUGUGAUUUAUGUAGGGGUUCUCCUAUAUCUUAAUCUGACACAUAUAAUGUAUUUAGGAAGUUACCAUAUGUCUGAUUAAUUAGAGGUUAAGUCUGGCUAGUUUUAUUGCUUAACCAUCUUAAGUCAUUUCCUAACUUAAGUCAAUAUCUUAAUUUUGGUAUCCCUUUCGCAAUAUCAAAUGAAAAAAAAAAGAUUUCCAUAUUAUCCAUCAUUUUCAUUGACGUUAUUGAAAAGAAAUACUUUAAAUUAAAAUCACUUAUAUUUAAUUUAAAUGAAAAUUUGAAGAAAUCAACUGAAGGCUAUUCCAGUAAAACAUAUAACCCCCGGGGGAGAGGCAAUGGUUUAAAUAGUAUAUGGGUGGGUGUCUUUUUUCACACAUUUGGACCCCAGAAGAGUUAAUUUGCUUCUGUAGGGGGUGUUAUAAUUUCAAAGUGCCUUCCCCACGGGGUUAUAUGUUUAAAUGGAAUAGCCCUGAAAGUUUAAAUCUAAAUUUCUCUGAAGUUUUGUUGCAUCAUAAGUGAAGAUAUGAAUUAUAAUGCAAAAACACACACAUAUUAUUAUCAUAAAUGAUAAAUACAAUCCAAUGUUAAGCCCAUUUUCAAGAUUAAGUUAAAUGUUGCCAAGAUCAUUAUGUUCAUCAUAGACAGAUUAGAAUUGAUUAAAGCCAAAUUAGGACAUAUGUUAUUUCAGUUGUUACAGAUAUAAUAUAAAUCAAGCGCUAUGCUACUGUGGAUCACAAUUGUGACUUUAAAUGAUAUUUAAAUUUAAAACAGUUUUGUUUCUUUCACUUAUUUAAAGGCCAAAAAUAUUUGUUUGUUUCAGAUUUCAUUGCCCAAAACAUGAUUUGUAGGUAGACAUAUUUUUUUAAGAUCAAGCUGUUUUUAAAUAUAAAUUCAUUUCACAUUUAAAUCUAUCCCUGUUUAGUCCUGGGCAACGUAAAUUAUGGAAACAGUACAUUUAUAAGUAUUUCUGUUGCAAUAAACUACUAAAAAUAUACAUCCAAAAGGAAAAAAAAUAAUGGUUAUAACAAAAAAUAUCCAAAGGAAGUAAAACAAUAAGGGUCAGGUGCAAAAAAUAAGGGGUCAGGAAACCUGAAACACACCGUGUCUCUUUAAUUAUGUCCAAGACAUGAAGUAGAAAUAACUUAAGGUCUGUUCAUGUUAAAUUUGUGUAUAUAUUUUGAGCCAUAAUGAAUGUAUUGUUUAUUAUAUUACAAUAUUACAAUUGUAUUACUAUUGUUAUGUUAAAUUUCCAUAUUUUAUCAUCUUUAUUAUUUGGCUUAAAACCGCUUUACUUUUAUCUGUAUAGAUUUUAUUACUAUAAUGAACUGUUAAUUGGUAAUACAAAUGUUUUUUCUCUCUCUCUCUGGAAAUUUGUUUAUUUUAAUGUUUAAGUAUUUGUAUUAAAAAAAUAAUUGUAUGUUAUGUGUUAUUAUUAUUAUUAUUAGUAUUAUUAUUUUUAAAUGUCUGUAUGGUCGUAAUGUCUGAUACGCCAUGCAGUAUAUGUUCUCAAAUAUGAUGCACUGGGUCGACAAGUAUUAUUUCUCACUGUAUCAUACAAUGUAUUAGUCUGUUUGAAGUAAAAAAAAAAAUUGAAGCAUUUGAAGUUAAAUUCAUUAUAUAAAGUGUCUACUUCCCGUUCUGGGAACAUGUUUGUGUUGUCAUCAUGUUUUUAUGAACCAAUAAGUAGAUUCAUUUAUGACAAUUUUUUCUAUACACAUGUUAGUAUCAAUUUUAAAUGAAAAUACGGAAUAAAAUCUUUGAUGAACUGUAUUAGGCAACAAAAGAGAGGUUAUGUAAUACAACAUGUAUGUAUAUAGGUUCAUCUAUUUCUAUGUGAUUGUGUAUACUUAGUUGCACAUACUUGUAAAGGUUGUUUUCCACUGAUACUUGCAUAAAUAACCUUUUACUCGUGCUGUUGUACAUGUCAUUCUAAAUGACACAGUGCUCAAAAAGUAGUCCAUAAGUACAAGUAGUCUUUUGAAACCUAUUCUAAUAAUUCAAUAUUUAAUUUUUGCCUAGAACAGAGUGAAGAAUCAUGUGACCUAAAAGAAUUCACACAUGGGUCACCACGGGUCACUACCAAUGUAAACAAAUGAGUAAGUUAAUUCCUAAUCAACUUUUUUGACAGAAAAGGUAUGAAAUAUUUUUUAGCCUAUAAAAUUCAUGUAACUUGCUCAUUUGUUUUGCAUCAGUUGGACCCAUGGUGACCUAUGUGAGAACCCCUUUAGGUCACGUGAUUUCUCACCCUGUACACAUAUGAUUACUCUCGAAGCUUAACAACAUUACUUUCUAGUCACCUGAUUAUAUUGUGCACCAUGUCUAUUUAUAAAUAUAAUUGUAAUUUCCAUACACAACAAUUAUUGUAGGGACUGUCAGAUACAUGUGUAGUUGAUGUCAAUAUCAAAUCAUGAACAAAAUAAUGGUAAUUACACAUUUACAUAUACAUGUACUUACAUAUACUGAAUAUACAUGAAUAUUAUAUAAGUUAUAAUAAGUAUGUCAUAUCAUACUUUUUAAAUGAAUCAGAAUAAAAGAUCAAAUUGUC
Mya arenaria is the source of this 4439-nucleotide messenger RNA. Its product is annotated as calcium release-activated calcium channel protein 1-like. Gene Ontology annotation, biological process: store-operated calcium entry. The transcript is spliced from 4 exons. NCBI's taxonomy places the organism in Eukaryota, Metazoa, Mollusca, Bivalvia, Myida, Myidae. Gene Ontology annotation, molecular function: store-operated calcium channel activity. Gene Ontology annotation, cellular component: membrane. The record is from RefSeq and is a predicted model, not a curated record. The coding region runs from base 83 to 787 and encodes 234 amino acids.